AUGUCGCCUGAAUAUGCGAUGGGAGGUGCUUUUUCUGUAAAAUCAGACACAUAUAGCUUCGGUGUUCUUCUUUUAGAGAUUGUCAGUGGCUUGAAGAUCAAUUCACCUCAGCUCAUAACAAAAUUUUCUAGCCUUAUCACUUAUGCAUGGAGAUUGUGGGAAGAUGGAAACACAAUUGAACUUGUGGACUCUUCCUUUGUUGCAAGUUUCCGACUUCAUGAAGUUCUGCGUUGUAUUCAUGUGGGACUCUUGUGUGUUCAGGACCGUGCUAGGGAUAGGCCACUUAUGUCAUUGGUUAUGUUUAUGUUCGAGAACGAAAGCGCACCGCUUCCAGCUCCAAAGCAACCUGUGUAUUUUGCUCUAGGUACUUGUGCUGACCAAGAAGGAAGGGAGAUUACAUCGAACUCUGUGAAUGCAGUGAGUAUCACAACAGUUGAUGGCCGUUAG
Messenger RNA from Triticum turgidum subsp. durum (durum wheat), 447 nucleotides. The record is from the annotation of a GenBank genome assembly. NCBI's taxonomy places the organism in Eukaryota, Viridiplantae, Streptophyta, Magnoliopsida, Poales, Poaceae.